CGGGGCCAAUUUUGCCGUGUCUCUGCGCGGCCACGCUGAAUCCGCGGGCACGACGCGUCGGCUUCACGCUGCAGGGAACCAGCUGCGAACAGUGGAACAACGAAGUGCUGCAGUGAACGGAGCCGGUGGAGCCGAGGUGCGCCCGAACCCGCUCGCUAUUUCUUCGCUCACGGACCUGCUUGAUGAAUCCACUCCAGUGUGGCAGCUGAAUCUGAGAGAGACUACUUUGUGUCUUGCCGAGGAAUCAGCAAAAUCCUUUGGAGGAUAACGAUAUAUUGUGGGCUCGAUCUCAGGUGGUACAGGUGAAACGGGUGAAACAUCGCUUGAAACGACAAGAGUGAGAGGAGACAAAAAUAAAGUGGAAGAGAAGGACAUACUGUAACCCAGUGGACAGCUGAUGGUGGAGCUAUUAUCCCAGGGACAUGCCCCUCAGUUUGAGGACGGAACAAUGGGAAUCUGUCUUUGACCAGGGAAGUACCAGGAGGUGCAGAGAAACCAUGUAAUGUUUUUGUUUGUGUGUUUGUUUUUUUUAAUGAGAAACAAUUCAUAUAGUGCAUUUAAAAGCACAUUCUGAGACAUUGUACAAGAAAGGAAACUACUGCAAUGGCUUUUGAAGUCAAAGAAUGAAACAGAGAGCAGAUUCAUUCAUGGCCUGCAGGUGAAUUGGUGCUCCACCAAAUGUGCUGUACAGGGUGCAUUUCCAGAGUGUACCUGCCCUGUGGAUUUCUUGCUUUUCCUCCACCACUGACCCUAAAAAUGAACUCAGUUGCUUCUAAUGGUAAGAAGCUUUAAAACAAUACCUGCAUGUCUUCAAGGCUAUAUAGUGGUUUUCUGGGUGAUGAUAAAGUCAUCAGUCUGAGCCACUGUGGAGAAAUGUCAUACAUUAAGAUGCACGCGCCUGUUGGAAGAGGAUGCAUGGAAGACUGGUUUUCAAAAACAACAACAGUCUGCUGCAGAAAGCGACUUCCUGUCUGUUUUUUUUUCCUCCCCACCUCUGUCUUCCUACUACUUUUCUCCCUGGUUACACCCGUCCUGUCCAUUCAUAUGGAGUCCAUAGAGAGCCACAGUGAGUUUAGCUGUGAGCCCAUCAGACUGAGAAUGUGCCAGGAUCUGCCUUACAACACCACCUUUAUGCCCAAUCUACUGAAUCACUACGACCAGCAGACAGCUGCGCUAGCCAUGGAGCCUUUUCAUCCCAUGGUAAACCUAGUGUGCAGUGCUGAGCUGAGGAUGUUCCUGUGUGCCCUGUACGCCCCUGUGUGCACUGUGUACGGCCAGGUGUCCAUGCCAUGUCGAUCUCUCUGCCAGCGGGCCAAAGACGAGUGCCACAAACUCAUGGAGAUAUUUGGAGUAGCCUGGCCAGAUGACAUGGGCUGUAGUAGGUUCCCAGAUUGUGAUGAGUCCUAUCCUCGUCCAGAGGACCUGCUAACAGGCUCUGACCCUACUGACCAGUCAUCCAUGACUGUCCAGAGAGACUAUGGUUUCUGGUGCCCCAGAGAGCUCAAGGUUGACCCAGACCUGGGCUACACUUUCAUGGGCAAGAAGGACUGUUCUGCACCAUGCCCCUCGAUGUUCUUCAACCAGCAGGAGCUGACCUUCACCCGAUACUUCAUAGGGGUCGUCUCCAUUGUCUGUCUGUCCGCAACGCUCUUCACCUUCCUGACAUUCCUCAUCGAUGUUACCAGGUUUCGAUACCCUGAGCGUCCAAUAAUCUUCUACGCUGUGUGUUAUGUCAUGGUGUCGCUGGUGUUUUUCCUUGGUUUCCUGUUGGAAGACAGGGUAGCCUGCAAUGCAGUCAGCCCUUCUCAGUUCAGAGCUUCAACCAUAACACAGGGCUCACACAACAAGGCAUGCACCCUGUUCUUCAUGGUCCUGUAUUUCUUCACCAUGGCCGGCAGUGUGUGGUGGGUCAUACUGACAAUCACUUGGUUCUUGGCUGCUGUACCUAAAUGGGGCAGCGAAGCUAUUGAGAAGAAAGCCCUCCUCUUCCAUGCAGUUGCCUGGGGGCUCCCAGGGGCCCUGACUGUCACCCUCUUGGCCCUGAACAAAAUUGAAGGAGAUGGGAUCAGUGGAGUGUGUUUCAUAGGGCUGUAUGACAUAGACGCCCUGAGGUGGUUUGUUCUGGCACCGCUCUGCCUCAAUGUGGCGGUGGGUGUCUCUCUCCUGUUAGUGGGAAUUGUGGCUCUGAAUCGUGUGCGCAUGGAGAUCCCUCUGGAGAAGGAAAACCAGACCAAGCUAGUCAAGUUUAUGAUCCGAAUGGGAGUUUUCUCUGUGCUCUACCUUGUCCCCCUGUUAACUGUGAUUGGGUGCUACCUGUACGAACACACCUACCGUAACAUUUGGGAGACAACAUGGAUGGAGGAGAACUGCAGGCGCUAUCACAUCCCCUGCCCAUACAAGGUGGACCAGACCAGUCGGCCAGUCAUGGUUUUGUUCCUAAUUAAAUACCUGAUGAUGCUGGUGGUGGGGAUUCCCUCUGUUUUCUGGGUGGGCAGUAAGAAGACCUGUUUUGAAUGGGCCAGCUUCUUGCACGGACGCAGACGCAAAGACAGUGGGGUGAAUGAGUCUCGCCAGGUGCUGCAGGAGCAGCCAGACUUUGCCCAGUCUCUGCUGCGGGAACCCAACACCCCCAUUAUUAGGAAGUCCAGAGGAACAUCCACUCAGGGCACCUCCACCCACGCCUCCUCCACCCACUUGGCUGUCCUAGACGACCUUGACGAACCAGUCAGAACUCAUCAUGGCCACGUUGCCUCCACCAGGAGUAAAGCCAGCAGCGUUCACAGCAAGGCCAGCUACCACAGCAGCCUGCGCCGCACUCGAGACGACAGGAGCGAUACUAUGGUUUACCGAGGUACCGAGGAGCGCAGUUUCCAUGGCAGCAUGCCGCAUCUUGACCACCCACUCUCCACUCACAGCAGCCUCCAUCGGAUAGACAGCCACUCAAGGCACAGCAGCCAGCGAGACAUAUCCGAGACCCCACCUACUCUCAUCACCCACGGUACCAUGGCAAUUGAAAGCCGAGUUGCUGAGAAUGAAGGCACCAGCGCCUGAGAAAAAUCAGAAAUUUUAAAGGAAAUUAUUGUCAGGACACUUUGGAGGUUGUCAAUGCCUUCUAAAGGAAGUUUUGCCUUCAGCAGAUACACACUUGUCUGUUUAGUGUGUAAGAGUUUUUCUCUGAAGAUGGAGAAUUGCUGUGAUGGAGAUUUUUGUUAUUAGUUCCUCGCUGGUCACUUGUUAGCUGUGUGGCUAAUGGCUGACACAGUUCACUCAGUGAACAUAACCGAUAAUUUGUAGAUGGACUUAGGUUUCACUGUAAGCUGGACAGGUAUAUUUACUUAUUUGAAUUUACACAGCAGUUGUCUCCUGACUGCUCAACUCAAACAGGCUGAGCCAACAAGAAUAAAUCCGCCUCCUCAGACUUUGGUGGCAUCGGUGAUACUUCUCAAGACACUAUUCAGGGAAAGGGAGGUCUAUGAAUCUCGUGGACGACAAUGGUUACAAUUUCCUGCAGGUGUACUCUAGAUGAUUCCCUGGAUUUGGAUGUUGGACACCACUUUUGAGCAUUGUGACUCGUAUUACGGUGGCAUUACUUCUAAAUAAUCAUCUUACAUCAUCUUGCAGGACCUACAUGAAUAUUGUUAAAUAUGUGAACAGUGGCAAGUAUUGCUUUUCUAACAAUCUUAAAUGGUUUGUCCUCCCCCCUGGUAAUGUCUCACAUGAAAUUUGACUUAUUUCAGUCUGAUUUCGGUUUGAUAUAAUUAUUCCCAAUCUUUGUUUGUCUUAGGCUGCAGCUCUUAAUCAAUGAUGUUUUUAUUUUCGAGUGUCUUUAGAGACUGACAAAUACGGGCCUAAUGUAACAUUGUGGAUCUCUCUGUUGUUUAGUGAAUUUUUUUUUUACUGUGAAAAUCAUCUUACUGCUGCUGAAAGAGUGUGUGCGUGUGAGUGUGUGAGAGAGAGAGCGUCAGUUAGAAAUAGAGACACAAGUGGUCAUAAAUGUUUUAAAGUUCGAUUCCCAACUGUGGUAAACAGAGAAACAUGAUGAAGGGAACUGAACCCAGAAUGUAAAAGGGUUGUUUUCAGAGUCAGAAAGAGGGUGUGUGGAAUGAACUGGAAUAAGGCUUGUACACUUACUUACAAGCAUAGAGGUUAUUCCAGCUCAGCCCAAAACAAUUUUAACACUGACCCUUUUGCAAAGAGGCAUUCACUUGUAAAGACAGGAAAGAAAUACAAGGCAGCUUUAGAAACAAGCAAUAUAAUAGUUUACUCAAGCAUUGCUUGUUCAAUUAGUUAGUUGGUUGACUAAUUAGUUAGUCAACCAACCACUCUCUGUAAUAAAAUCCUAAGAAUAAGCAGAAUAAGAGUCAUGUCAAAGCCUCUUUCUACCCUUAGCAUAAGAUUAGGGUUAAAAGUUAGCGGACAACCAGAGUAUUGUAACCCAAAUUCAGGUACACCACCAUCAUUGUAUUCAAGUCUUAUGCCCGCGUAGACCAGUGUCUAAUUUAAAAAUGGAAACGGAUAACAUUGCUUUUAUUCUGAAAUCUGUCACAUCCAUGUGGCUGAAAGGUUGUUUUUUGUUUUUCCUAAUGUUAUUUUCACCAGUGUACAAUUUACAUGAACUGCUACUGUACAUGCUCUGUGAUCAUGUGUGCUUAUGUUGUUCAGACUUAGAACCCAAACUUGUCCAAAGCCGUACGGACGAUUGGCAAACUGUAGAAAAAGAAACAUUCAGUCGUUGUGCUUUAUAUGUUCUCUGACAUUUAUUUACACUUGUUGAGUAAAUGAUACAGGAAGUGUAUAUUGUCUCUGGAUUUCUAUUGUUUGUGUUUUGUUCCCCAAUCUCUCAUGAUCCAAUUAACCUACCUCACCCCUACCUUCAGCCUUCUCUGUACCUGCACCUGCACGCACACACACACGCACGCACGCAC
Messenger RNA from Xiphias gladius (swordfish), 4925 nucleotides. RefSeq names its product frizzled-3-like. The record is from RefSeq and is a predicted model, not a curated record. Gene Ontology annotation, cellular component: plasma membrane. Gene Ontology annotation, biological process: canonical Wnt signaling pathway; non-canonical Wnt signaling pathway. Gene Ontology annotation, molecular function: Wnt-protein binding; Wnt receptor activity. The transcript has 11 exons. The coding region runs from base 805 to 3051 and encodes 748 amino acids. Lineage: Eukaryota; Metazoa; Chordata; Actinopteri; Istiophoriformes; Xiphiidae.